AUGUCUGAAUCAUUUCAAGCCUCUGAAAUUGACUUUCUCGCUAGUAUAGGCAUCGUAAUGAAUCAAGAUGGCACCAUCACUCGCGACCCCACCAGAUUCCCCUGCGUCCCAGCCACACCUAAUAUAACCAAAGACAUUGUUGUGAACCACUCAAAGUCAACAUGGAUGCGUCUCUACGUCCCCAUAACCGCACUAAAGUCCAAAAAACUCCCUCUCGUUGUCUUCUAUCACGGCGUAGGUUUCAUCACCAACAGCAUCGACCCAGUCGACCACGAGUUCUGCCACCUUAUGGCGCUGAAGCUCAACGUGGUCGUCGCGUUAGCUUCGUACCGGGUAGCUCCCGAGUUUAAACUCCCCGCCGCGUACGACGACGGGGUGGACGCGGUGAAGUGGCUAAGAAACUCCGAAGACGAGUGGAUCAAAUCUUACGUAGAUCUUUCUGAUGUGUUCCUCAUGGGGAAAAACUCCGGUGGUAACGUAGCUUACAACGUUGGAAUUAGAUCUAACAAGCAAGAUCUAACUCCGUUAUGUAUCCGUGGAUUGAUCUUACUCGAUCCCUUCUUCGGCGGCCAAGAGCGGUGCGAGUCUGAGCUCAGACAUGUGAACGAUCAGGUUUUUCCGGCAGGGUUGGGAGGGAAGGUGACGGUUACUGGAGAAGGAGGAGGUGCGAUGAUAGAUAGGCAGAGAGAUGUGGCGAAUUUGAUGAAGGAGAACGGAGUUGCUGUGAUUGAGCAUUUUAUCGACGGUAGUGAUCCUAACAAGACUGAAACUAUGUUUGCUUCCAUAAAAAGUCUCAUUUACUCUUCCCGUUAG
Molecule: messenger RNA, 813 nt
Organism: Eruca vesicaria subsp. sativa (arugula)
Lineage: Eukaryota; Viridiplantae; Streptophyta; Magnoliopsida; Brassicales; Brassicaceae
Source: the annotation of a GenBank genome assembly